AUGAGUGGACAUCUUUCACCUCAGAUAGAAAGGCUAACUAAAUUAGAAAUUAUUGUCAUGUAUGACAAUUAUUUCACUGGUAAUCUUCCUAAUUCAUGGGGAAAUAUGUCACAUUUGAGCGAUUUCUAUUUAGACUACAAUAGAUUUGAAGGUUCAAUACCCGCAAGCCUUGGAAACUGUACAAAUUUGUUGUAUUUGGUGCUGGCACAAAAUAACCUUAGUGGAGCCAUCCCUCUUCAUUUAUUCCAUGCUUCUUCAAUGCUAGUUGACCUACUCUUGUACAACAAUCAAUUACAUGGGAGCAAACUUUGUGGUGGGAUUCCUGUCCUCCAUUUGCCCGCAUGUCCAUCAAAUCCUACUACAAAAAGAAAGAGGGGAAAAUUGUCUGUUCCUGUGAUUGUGAUCAUUGUAGUAGCCUCUUUGGUCGGGAGUGUGUCCAUAGUGGCAUUAGUGUAUUUCCUACUUUGUUCAAGGAGGAAACGAAACAAACCAUCUCAAGGAUCCCAGUUGAAUUUGAUAGAGCCGUUCUCGAAAAUAUCUUAUGACAUGCUUCUCAAAGCUACAGAUAGGUUUUCGGAAGCAAAUUUACUUGGCGUAGGUCGUUUUGGGUCUGUUUAUAAAGGGGUCCUUGAUCAUCAAGAGAGAAAUACAGUUGUGGCUGUUAAAGUUAUCAGCCUUGAACAGAGAGGAGCUACCAAAAGUUUCAUGGCAGAGUGUGAAGCAUUAAGAAGUAUCCGUCAUAGGAACCUUCUUAAGAUUGUCACGGUUUGCUCGAGUACUGACUUUCAAGGCAAUGAUUUCAAGGCUUUAGUGUACGAGUUUAUGACAAAUGGAAGUCUUCAUCAACGGAUUCACACAGAUCCACGUUUUAGAAGACUAAGCCUUCUUCAAAGGGUAGAGAUUGCAAUUGAUGUGGCGAGUGCACUGGACUAUCUGCACAAUGGUUGCGACACUCCUAUCAUUCAUUGCGACCUAAAACCAAGCAACAUUCUCCUUGACAAUGAUAUGGUUGCUCAUGUUGGGGACUUUGGGUUAGCAAGAUUUCAUUUGCGUGCAACUGCGAAUAACAGUAGCUCAAUAGCAGUCAAAGGCACGGUUGGAUAUGCAGCUCCAGAAUAUGGCUUGGGAAGUAUGGUGUCUAAGGAAGGUGAUGUUUACAGUUUCGGCAUUGUGUUGUUAGAGAUGAUGAUUUCAAAGAGUCCCGCUGAUGAGAUGUUCGAACGAGGUUUAGACCUUCACAAUUAUGCUAAUUCAGCAGCAUUGUCUGAUCAAUUGGAAAACAUCAUUGACCCAAGGCUCCUAGAGGAUGGAGGUACAAGUGAAGGAAACGAAGGCAAAAUUUUGACAGAAAUUGACAGGAAACAUAAGUGCAUAAAAUCUAUCAUCGAAAUUGGAGUAAAAUGUUCCGUGGAGUCACCACAAGAUCGAAUGAGGAUCAAAGAUGCUAUUGGGGAGUUGCAAGUAACAAAGGAUGCUCUCCUUAAACAACUACAUGUCAUUCGUGCAAAGCGCGUCUAG
Chenopodium quinoa (quinoa) is the source of this 1518-nucleotide messenger RNA. RefSeq names its product receptor kinase-like protein Xa21. Gene Ontology annotation, biological process: protein phosphorylation. Gene Ontology annotation, molecular function: protein binding; protein kinase activity; ATP binding. The coding region runs from base 1 to 1518 and encodes 505 amino acids. The transcript has 3 exons. NCBI's taxonomy places the organism in Eukaryota, Viridiplantae, Streptophyta, Magnoliopsida, Caryophyllales, Amaranthaceae. The record is from RefSeq and is a predicted model, not a curated record.